Galendromus occidentalis (western predatory mite) is the source of this 4358-nucleotide messenger RNA. RefSeq names its product Wnk kinase (gene Wnk). The record is from RefSeq and is a predicted model, not a curated record. Gene Ontology annotation, biological process: protein phosphorylation. The coding region runs from base 1 to 4257 and encodes 1418 amino acids. The transcript is spliced from 13 exons. Lineage: Eukaryota; Metazoa; Arthropoda; Arachnida; Mesostigmata; Phytoseiidae. Gene Ontology annotation, molecular function: protein serine/threonine kinase activity; ATP binding.
AUGAAUCGGCGAUCGCCCGACAGGGAGGCACGAACGCCUGAAAAAGAGGCGACGUCGCCCCCUCCUCCGCCACCCCCUCCUGCCCGGAGUUCUCUCAGGAGUAACGAAAGAAGUUCCGAGAGCCACCCGCGUAAGAGGGUCUCGAUCCUCCGCCCGCAGAGGACCUCCUUGGUUGGAGUAUCUGCACCGAAACCCCCUCCACGAAGGCUGGUCUCCUCGCAGGAACGAAGGCGGGAAACGACUCCCUGCAGCGACGCGAGAAGUCCGACGUCUCCUGAGAAGAAAAGAACCUCUUGCAGUGCGCGCUUGCUUGUUGGCCAGACCGACAACCAUCGUCAAUCUCCGAGUGGAGGAGGCUCGAACACCUCAUCCUCAUCAACAGCGACUUCAUCGGCUACCACAGUAGCAGCUGCAGGUGGAAUAGCCGCAACGGCAGCAGCCGCGAGAGCCGGGUCGGAAUCAUCCUGUGCUACCUUUGCGCAAUCAACAGCACAAGCGGCUAGCGAUGCGCUAUCUCCCAAGAAGGUCCGUAUAAACGAGGACAUUACUGAGUGCAGUCCAGAUAACAGAAUUAAUGGACCGGCUGUUUUCAAUCACGAACAGAACGCUCAAGCUGAAGACGGCGUUGAAACAACAGACGCAGCCGUCCUUCUCGCAAAGUCAAACGGCGACAACAGGGAAAAACUGGGCAUGUUGGUCGACGAGGAGCACGGUGUGUUGGACCUCCAACUCCCGACUAUCCAGAACAUUUCCUUGAUCGACGAAGAUGUCAAUGUCAAGGCCAGGGCAACGUCGCCCGAUGGGAGAUUUUUAAAAUUCGAGGAAGAAAUCGGUCGCGGUAGCUUCAAAACAGUCUAUAAAGGCUUGGAUAUAUCAACCGGAGUUUCUGUGGCUUGGUGCGAGCUCCAGGAACGGCUCAAUAAAGCCGAACGACAACGUUUCAAAGAGGAAGCUGAAAUGUUGAAAGGACUUCAACAUCCGAAUAUCGUCAGAUUUUUCGACAGCUGGGAAGACACCACACCGAACAAGCGGAAGAUUCUGGUGCUCAUAACAGAGCUCAUGACAUCGGGCACCCUAAAGACGUAUCUUAGAAGAUUUAAGAAGAUUAAUACCAAAGUACUGAAGAGUUGGUGUCGCCAAAUCCUGAAAGGUCUCAUGUUCCUCCACUCGAGACAACCGCCGAUCAUCCAUCGGGAUCUGAAAUGCGACAACAUUUUCAUAACCGGAACCACCGGAGCAGUGAAGAUUGGAGACCUCGGUCUCGCGACUUUGAAAAACCGAAGUUUCGCAAAAUCAGUCAUCGGAACACCCGAAUUCAUGGCCCCGGAAAUGUACGAGGAACAUUACGACGAAGCCGUCGAUGUUUACGCUUUUGGUAUGUGUAUGCUGGAGAUGGCAACGUCAGAGUACCCGUACGCCGAAUGUUCGGGACCUGCUCAAAUCUACAAGAAAGUCACUAACGGAACCAGGCCUCAGUGCUUCGACAAAGUAGAAUCUCCGGAACUCAAGGAUAUUAUAGGACAAUGUAUUAGGCUGAAUAAGGAAGAAAGACCGACUAUCAAGGAGUUGCUUCAGGUCGAUUUCUUCCAAGACGAUCUUGGCAUAAAGGUGGAAUUUUGCGAUCGGGAGAAGACGCUUGGUUCGACGGACGCUAAACUGGAUAUGAGGCUCCGGAUACUCGAUCCGAAGAAACGCAAAGAUAAACAUAAAGAAAAUGAAGCCAUCCAGUUCGAUUUCGACAUGAAUAUCGACAAUGCGGAUGAAGUUGCCAAAGCCAUGUCCACUCUGACGGGUAUCAUCGGCGAGGAAGACAUUCGCUUAGUGUCGAUGCUGAUAAGGAAUCAAGUUGCUUCCAUGGUUCGGGACCGUCAACAUUUUCAGACAAAACCCUUGACGGCCGCCCCGGUGGCGGUGAUAAACCAAACGCACGUUGCAGACGAAGCUCAUCCGGCAACUUUGACAACGAUACCGAGCCAACAAAAUCAUGUCGCCAAUGGUCAGGGAGGUCAGCCAAUUAUGGCUUCUCAAUCGGCUGCGCCAACAAUCACGAACAUCCAGUUGCAACAUGACGAAAACAAGGUUUUAGAGACGAUGGGUGCUCAAGGUCUCGCGACCCCAACCGUUCAUCAGCUGACGCCGCGAGAUACGACAAACACGAAUUACAACGAGGUUUCCAUGCACUUGGCUCUGGAUCCUAGCUCUGGAAUCGCGAUGUCUUCAGCGACACCGAAUCAGAACCAGAGUUCCAACCUGACCGCUCAAGAACAACAGGACGAGGAGAUUUUCAUGGCGAUGCCGGAACUACCCGGGGGCAUUCCCGUCCCAAUCGGGAACUCAACGCACCAGCAGCAGAGCCAGCAACAAAGUCACAGUCGUCAGCAAAAUGUAUUCCUUUCGUUACAACUGCACGACGACUCGUGCAUCGAUUCGGCGAGCGAGAACUCUGAUCUUCCGGAUCGACCUCGCCGCAAAUCGAAGCGGAAACGCAACGGCGUGGAGGACAGAACGCCGUUCCUCAAAGUGAUUUCUCUCGAAGGCAACAUUGUCGAAGUCCUCUUCGACGCACCAAAUCUCAAGCUGGUGACGUUCAAGUUCGACUUCACGGAAUACGAUUCGUCGAUAGACAUCGCAAACAAUCUCGUCAUUGAGAAGCAUCUUGCCGAAGAGCAUUUGGACGCGUUCGCCCAACAGUUGGAUGACAUCAUUGGUCAACUCAAAGAGAAUCCAACCCAGAUGCCACAAACGAAGUAUCCGGAUUUGGACGAAAGCGACUCCGAGGUCGCUGAAAGCAAUUUGGCUUCGCCCACGAGACGAGAGCGCUCGGCAGCUUUGGAAUCCUCACAGGCAUCACGGCUCGCAUCGCCCGAUCGAUCGAAAGUGGAUUCGAUCAACGACACUCGCGAGCCAUCAGAGAGCCAAGCCAAUCCAUCGGGGUGCACUUUGGAUCGAAGCUCGAUACCCACGUCCGAACUGGCCAGUCUAGCGGCGACUCCUGCCGUGCCCGCGCAGAAUAUCGCGGCGCCGACAGCUCCCCUAGCACAAAUCCUCAGCGAUACAGCUCGAAAUCAUUUGCAACUUAAGCUCGCAGAAUUAAAACUCGCCGAAAACCAGCAGGCGGCGCCAUCUCCCGAUGUUGCCGCGCAGGAACACCUCGUCGUCGAGCACGUGAUCCAGGACACGCCGCCAAACGGACUGGAGGGACGUGCGGCUGGCCAACAACAGCUGCCUCAACAAGCCGAAAAAGUGCAUCCUGUCACUCCGGCGGUGCCAGCGAUAGAAAGCAACAAGACCAAAGAGAAAACAACCGGAAUCGAACUCCAACAGGGUCUCCAGGCCAUUUUCCAUCCUCAGACUCAGCCGAGCAGCCCACCCAACGAAACAAUCGUAACAACGAGUUCUGUUUGCAUUACGCCAUCGAUAGUCGAUGGACCUGUAACUCCGGCCGAUAAUGGUCUUCGUCAGGCAUCCGAAGAGACCCUCGUGGCCGCCCCGGCCGCCACGAUCGCCUCUGUGGAGACGCCCGCGACAGUGCCUGAAGUUGCCGCCACGAGCCCCGCAGCCGAUCCGAAUGUCGAUCCGCAGCCUAAGAAAUUGUCUCGAUUCCAAGUUACGAAGGUCGCCGAAGAUCUGGCUCCCGCUCCGGAGAACGAGCCGGCUUUGUCGACCGUUUCGCUGCUCUCGGAACCGAUAACGGGUGCUCCAGGUCUAUCCGUACAACAACAGCAGCAGCAGCAGCAGCAACAACAACAACAAUGCACAAUAAGCGAAAAAGUCAAUCGUUUCGUGGUGUCUCGCGUCGAGGACAAUCAGAUGAUCGAUUCGGCGCUCGACAAAACUUCGGUGUACACGACCGAAAACUCGCUGAAUUGUAAUCAGCACUCGCUCUAUUCUCUGAUCGAUUGUGAGCCCUCCGGCGAACAGAACCCCGCGCUAAGUCCGUCGCAGCGAAUCGCCUACCUUUUUAGUAGACAGCGCAGGGAGCUGGACAAUUUGCAACACAGACACAAACAGGAGUUGGCGGAGCUUUGUGCCGCUUUGAACCCGGAACUGGCCGCGCUUUCCGCAGCCGCGGCCGUGGCUGUUGGCGGUCUCAAGAGGAGCCUGUCAACGCCGAAUCUGACAGUCCGUUCGCAGACUGAUCUUCUAGUCUACGGACACGACGCUCCGAGCCACCGGACCGACCAUCUGCAACUGAACGUUACCAUCCAAGCCGUCGAGGAUUCGCUGCGUCGCAGAAGAAUGGCGCACGAUGAAUGACAAGAGCUCUUCGGCUGCUCAUGUACAUAAAUGUAUCAUUUUACGUCCGACCUCUAUGAGAAAGUACCGCGCAUCCGAGCCUAGUUAGUAUGUAGAUCCGA